GUUCGCCCGGGUAGCUUGUUUGUUUACGUUUUUGCUCGGUACUGCGUGUGCCGCUAAAACCCGCACAAUUGUGAUUUUACCGACAAGUUGUACAAUUCCUGCCGCUAAAUUUGUGUAGUGAAGUGGUUCCGAUCAGUGUAUCAUCAUGGUUUCGAAAACCGAUAGCUUCGGGUUCAACGAGACGAAGAUGUUUCAAGUGGCCCGUGACUGUUCGCCGGAUGACCAUAAACAUACGCAGAAUCUGGUGGAAUCGAAGGAUGAUAUGCUGUACGUUUGGAAUGCGAAGAACUGUUGCAUCCUGGUGCUGAACUGGCGAGCCGCCGCAUCCCGCAAGCAGGACGAAUUGAAACAUCAGACGCUGAUUCCAUCGGCACCGCAAAACUUCACGGUGGAAAAGAUACUUCCGUCCACGGACGGGACCUUUCUAGCGCUGGCCGGUCCGAAGGGUGUCUCCAUCAUCGAAUUGCCCCGGCGCUGGGGCCCCAGCGGUCAGUACCAGAACGGGAAGGAGUGCAUCAUCUGUCGUGCCUACAACCUCGACGAGCAUCUAUUUACCGAAAGUGCAACGCUCGAGCUUCUGCAGAUCCGCUGGCAUCCGGCAUCUCCGACGGAUUCACACUUGCUCACUCUCCUGUCGGACAAUUCGAUAAGGGUGUACGAUGUGGACUCGCUGCGGCAUGUAUGGCGCAUUGGACCGACACCAACACCGCAACCCGUCGUCAUCGGUAGUGGCAGCGGCGUUGGAGGCGGCAGUAAACACGGUUCUUCGGCCAGUUUUGUCGGAUCGCCGGGAACGGCUGUCGCCUCGCCGGGAGUCACUUCGAAGCUUGCCUAUCUUAACAGUCUGGGCGAUACGGCUGUUGAUUUUGACAUCGCACCGCCACGUGUGGUUUCUUCCGCCACCGGUGGAAGUGGCUCCGUCGGCGCCGAUACAACGUUCUCACCGACGACGACCCUGUCAACGACGUCGUCAACGGUCACCGCAACGAAGCCGGCCAUUGCUCCAAAGGAAGGCACCCUCAUGAAUGACUCGGUAAUCGCGCAGAAGAAUAAAAAGGCACCACCGACUGCCGGUGCCGGUGGGACCAAAGUGGAGUGGCCAAUAGUGAUUCUGCGGGGCGAUGGCAAUGUCUAUGUACUUUGCGCCGGCAUCGACACCAAUCGACCCAAGCUGCAGGGACCGAUUUCGAUUCAGCCGCAGGUGGACGAUAACUAUGGGCUGGAUUCGUGUUCGCUCAUCGUCAUCCCGACACUGCCACCGACAGUCAUCAUUGCCGAGAGCACGGGCAAAACGCAUCAUGCACUUUUCCUCGAGGAGUCCUGUCCCCUGGAGCGAUCCCUCACGUCCGAGCAGCUGGCAGACAGCAAUCUUACCCUGCACCCGUGCGAGUGGUACCUGCACGUGCUGGAAACGGUCGAGCUGGAGCUGGGGCUGCCGAGCGUGGAGGAAACGAAGGAGGCCAAGUCCUACUCCUGUCCGCUGCAUCUCAAGCGCGACCCGCUAAAUGAGGCACGCUACUUUGCCUACCACAAUGCCGGUCUGCACGCCGUCACACUGGAUUUCACUCGUCCGCUGCACGAGUUCGUCCAGCAGGAAGGGACGGACGAGCUGGUGGAGAAGUAUCCCCUCUUCAACUCACACAGCCGGGCGGAAUACGUCGUUUGCACGAAGGCACUGCAAAAUGCCAACACCAACGCAGUGCUCGGCUUUACGCUGCUCCAGUCCCCUUCCGGGUUGGUUUUGUUCCUCGCUUCCGGGCAGGUGGUAUCGCUGGAUCUGAUUACCGAUCACAGUUUGAUUCGAAAGUGGCCCCUGUCGGGCUCGACCAAAAAGGCCGGCAAUUCCGAAUCGCCCAUCAAAAACAUGCUGAAAGACUCAUUCCAGAAGCGCAUUCAAUCGAUACUGCGGUCGGGCCUCACCCAACCGAUCCUGAAGCUGGACCAAACCACUGAACCAACACCGCAGGAAGCGUUCGAACUGCUGACCCAAGCGACACGGAUGCUCCGGGAGAACUAUUUCGUACGGCAUGACAAGGCCCGCCAGGAGAUUGAGAAGCGUGAGCACGUACUAAAGCUGCUCAAACAGCAGCAGCUCAACGACAUCGAGGAACUGCAGGCGGAGAAGCAAAAAAUUCGCGCCACCGCCGAACGUCUCGCCGAAACCUAUGAAGAUUUGUGCGACAAGCAAAACUCCCUCUUCAAGCGGGCUCAAGAGGUGGUGCGUCUUGCAACGUUGCGACUACCAAAGGGAUCGUUCUCCGAGAAGCAGUUUACCGAAAGGAUCGAAAAGAUCCACCAAUCGGUAAAGAUGCUGCAGAAAAACGUUGACCAAGCCAAACAGAAGAUCACCACGCAGCAGAUGGAGCUGGAAAUGAAGAAGAAAACUGCCAAGGAGAAAACGUUCACACUGCCCGUCAAGCAGGAGGACAUCAUCAAGCAGAUCAUUGGAGAAAUGUACACACAGAUCGAUUCGAACGUGAAGGACGUCAAAAAGAUGAACAACAUUCUUAAUCUCACCUGAGCUGAUUGUACAUUUGUUUUACUUUUCUUACGUUUAAUGCUUUUCCUGUUUUAUCUAUGAAUUAUUCAUUUCCGUACGAAUAAAGCGCGAUUCAUGUUUCGCAACCGAACUUUUCACCACAUUA
This is a messenger RNA of Anopheles coluzzii, 2645 nucleotides long. RefSeq names its product nuclear pore complex protein Nup88 (gene mbo). The transcript has 8 exons. Bases 146 to 2521 code for a protein of 791 amino acids. Gene Ontology annotation, cellular component: nuclear pore. The record is from RefSeq and is a predicted model, not a curated record. Gene Ontology annotation, biological process: protein import into nucleus; mRNA export from nucleus; ribosomal small subunit export from nucleus. NCBI's taxonomy places the organism in Eukaryota, Metazoa, Arthropoda, Insecta, Diptera, Culicidae. Gene Ontology annotation, molecular function: protein binding; structural constituent of nuclear pore.